Messenger RNA from Eptesicus fuscus (big brown bat), 893 nucleotides. Its product is annotated as lipocalin Can f 6.0101-like. The transcript has 7 exons. NCBI's taxonomy places the organism in Eukaryota, Metazoa, Chordata, Mammalia, Chiroptera, Vespertilionidae. Gene Ontology annotation, molecular function: odorant binding; small molecule binding. The record is from RefSeq and is a predicted model, not a curated record. Bases 249 to 893 code for a protein of 214 amino acids.
GAGUGUUCCUUUUGAUCAAUUUCAGGUCACUAAGUAGAUCUAAUAGAGAUGAGAUUGACAGAAACAAUCUUGGCCUCACAUCAAUGAAUACAGACCAUUCCGGAGUAGGAGGAGAAAAGGUGUUGCCUCAUGGACAAAAAAACUGGACCCAGAAUGAAUAUAAAGACAGAGGAUCUGGGGAGUGGAGGCGCCAUCAGGGAAAGACUCACUAUAGUGCCUGUUGCUGAAUCAGUGUCAUCUCUCCCAAGAUGAAACUGCUGCUGAUGUGUCUGGGGCUGACUCUGGUCUGUGCCCAUCAUGAAGGAAACCAUGAUGUUGUGACAAGCAACUUCGAUAUGUCAAAGAUUUCAGGGGAGUGGUAUUCCAUUCUCUUGGCCUCAGAUGUGAAGGAAAUGAUAGAAGAAAAUGGUAGCAUGAGAGUUUUUGUGGAAUCCAUUCAAGUCUUGGACAACUCUUCCUUGUCAUUUAAAUUUCAUAAGAAAGUCAAUGGAGAGUGUACUGAAAUUUCUUUCAUUUGUGACAAAACAGAAGAGAAGGGUGUAUAUAGUGUUGAAUAUGAUGGAUACAAUACAUUUCACAUAAUUGAAGCCGUCUAUAGUGACUAUAUUAUUUUUUAUGUCAGUAAUGUCAACAAUGAAGAAGAAACCCAAGUGAUGGAGCUCUAUGCCCGAAAACCAGAUGUGAGCCCAAAACUCAAGAAAAGGUUUAGAAAACUUUGCCAAAAAAAUGGAAUUGCUGAGGAAAACAUACUGGACUUGACCAAAGUCGAUCGCUGUCUCCAGGCCCGAGGGAGCCAUGAUGCCCAGGCCUCCAGGUUGGUGAUGUCUGAUGGAGAGGGGGUGGCCCAGGGACCACUGCCUUCCAACACCAUUAGGGAACUCUACCAUGAAUAA